AUGGAUAAUACUAUUGUUCUCUUCACACUAAGCUUUCUUCUUGUAUCUUCAAAUGGCAUCAUGUCACAGCAGAAUUAUUCAGGAAACUCAGUACUAAAUUGCAACAACAACGACGCAGAGGGUCCUUCUUCAGAUUUCCUAUACACCUGCAAUGGAUUCCAAAAAUCUUGCUUAGCCUUUCUCAUAUUCAAAUCCCAAACUCCUCACAACACCAUUGCCACAAUCUCCAACCUCACUUCCUCAAACCCAGAGGACCUUGCAAGGUUCAACAACGCCACUCAUUCCACACUGUUCCGAACCGGCAAAGAAGUCAUUGUCCCUCUCAAUUGUUCUUGUCCAACCACAGAACAUGAUGAUGAUUAUGAUGAGUACUAUCAAGCCCAAACCACAUACGUUCUGCCAAAAGAUCCAACAUAUUUUACAACAGCAAAUGAUACCUUUCAGGGAUUAACCACGUGCGAUUCUCUCCAGCGUUACAAUCCUUAUGGGGUUCUUGAUUUGCAUCCUGGCAUGGUGUUGCACGUGCCCCUCAGAUGCGCUUGUCCGACGGCGCGUCAAGCCGUCAGCGGCACCAAGUAUUUGCUGACCUACUCGGUUAAUUGGGGUGAUAACAUCUCUAAUAUCGCAACACGGUUCCAUGUCAACGCAAGUAGUAUGGUUGAUGCCAAUGGUUUCUCCUCAGAAAAUGAAAUGCUCUAUCCAUUCACAACUGUCCUGAUUCCUUUAACAAGUGAACCCAACAGCACAAUAACCAAAGUUCAAAAUGGUCAACCACCUUCUCCAACUACUCUUUACACUGUAAGAAAUGAUAAGACAAAGACAAAAAGAAAAAGAAUCAUAGUUGCUCUUACUUCCUCUUCGAGCUUCUUGUUUUUUCUGUUUGUCGUUUUAUCCCUAGUGUUUGUGCGUAGAAAGAGAUUAGAAAUUUUCUUCAGGGGAGAUAGAAAAGGCAGAACAAAGCAAGUGUUUGCAGAACAAAUACGUGAAGGGUUAGCAAGCAUUGAGCUUCUUUCCAAAGUGUACAAGUUUGAUGAAAUUAAAGAAGCAACUGAGAAUUUCAGUGCAAGCAACAGAAUCAAAGGCUCUGUCUACCGUGGGGUAUUUGGUAAGGAGAGGGAAAUCAUGGCGAUCAAGAAGAUGAAUUUGGGUGCCUCUAAGGAAGUGAAUUUGUUAGGAAGGAUCAAUCACUUCAACCUGAUAAAGCUGGAAGGUUACUGUGAAAAAGAUGGAUCCUUCUAUCUUGUUUUUGAGUACAUGGAAAAUGGUUGUUUGAGAGAAUGGCUUGGGAGAAGAAACAGAACCACAGAACACCAAUGUUGGAGAAAGAGGAUUCGGAUUGCUGUGGAUAUUGCAAAUGGACUUGAGUAUCUUCAUAACUUCACAGAUCCUUGCUAUGUUCACAAGGCCAUAAACACUGACAAUAUAUUGCUAAAUAAAGAUCUAAGGGCCAAGAUAGCGAAUUUCACUCUGGCUAAAGAAUCAGAUAGAGAAGUAACAAGCUCUUGUUCUUAUUACACAUCACAUGUUGUGGGAACCAGGGGUUAUAUGGCUCCAGAGUAUCUUGAUUCAGGGAGAGUCACAUCGAAGAUGGAUGUGUAUGCGUUCGGAGUGGUGCUGUUGGAAUUGAUCACUGGCAAAGAUUCUAUUAUUGUGCAGGAUGAUGGAAGUGAGACGAUGCUUUCAUCAAUCAUAUUGAACCUCAUUGACAAAGAUGAUGCAGAAGAGAAACUCAGUUUGUUCAUUGAUCCUAGUCUCAUGGGAAACAGUGAGAAGGUCUAUGCAAUUCAGCUAGUUAAGCUAAGCCUAGCAUGCUUGGUUGAAGAACCUUCAAGGAGACCAAACAUGGCCGAAGUGGUCUCGAGUUUGCUUAGAAUAUAUACAGAAAUUGAGAUAAGAACGUCACCCUGCCGCAUCAAUGACAGUAGAAGCACGGAGAGGUGA
Molecule: messenger RNA, 1941 nt
Organism: Arachis stenosperma
Lineage: Eukaryota; Viridiplantae; Streptophyta; Magnoliopsida; Fabales; Fabaceae
Product: lysM domain receptor-like kinase 4
Exons: 1
Coding region: 1-1941 (646 amino acids)
Biological process (GO): protein phosphorylation
Molecular function (GO): protein kinase activity; ATP binding
Source: RefSeq, a predicted model, not a curated record